AUGUCGAGUGAGCUUCGAAGCAGUCAGCGUGAGUCAUGGCUCAAUGCGGGGCGGGGCCCGCGCUCUUGGGUCGACUACGGAGCAGUCUAUAAACGCGACUGGUUCAUCUUUAUAAUCGACAGUAUCAAUAUCCAAAUAAUGACAGAACAAAACAUCCUUGAUGUGCAAGGUCAACAGCCUGGCCUGUACAAGCUUUAUACCCAACUAUGCUGUGUCUUCCCAGUUGCCGAGACCUCAUCUCAGGAUGCCAUUAUCUCUACGCUGAGAAGUGGAAUGGACCGAUUGCGCGACAGCUUUCCAUGGCUGGCUGGCGAAGUCGUCAAUGAAGACGCAAGUGACGGGAAUACGGGUGUGUACCGUAUCACGCCGUCGGACAGUAUUCCACUUGUUGUCCAAGAUCUCCAAGACGACGCCUCCGCCCCGACAAUGGAAACCCUACGGAAAGCCGGCUAUCCAUGCUCAAUGCUGGAUGAGAAUAUCUUCGCACCAGGUCUUACUCUUAACCUGCCUACCAACUUUGGUCUUGCAGCCGAGUCCGCAUUUGUGUUUGCCAUUCAAGCGAAUUUUAUCGCCGGCGGCCUAGUUCUCACGUCCAUGUCACAACACAACGUCAUGGACAUGACGGGCCAGGCUCAAAUUCUUGAUUGGCUAUCAAAGGCAUGCUACAGCCUGCCUUUUACGGAGGAGGAGGUAUCUCUUGGCAACCCCGACCGGACCAGAGCCAUCUCCUUGUUGGAUGAGCCGUACGAACCAGGCCCCGAGCUGGCUCCCCAGAUGCUACCCCAGCUAGAGGAGCCUGCCGGUGACCUGGCUUCAUCGCAACUCCUCAAGUCAACCUGGGCAUAUUUAAAAUUUUCUGCCCUUUCACUAGAUGAGCUCAAGUCUUUGGCAACAUCGACCCUCCCAUACGGCUUUGUUUCCACCGAUGAUACUAUCUGUGCUUUCCUGUGGAAGUGCAUCUCCCGAGCCCGAAUCCCUCGCCUGCAACCCGGUGCAAAGUCCACUUUUGCACGUGCAGUUGAUGUCCGGCAGCAUGUGGGACUUCCUGCUACAUACCCCGGUAUGCUGCAGAAUAUGACAUACAGCACAAACACGCUGCAAGACUUGGGAGAUACGCCCUUAGGCACUACUGCUGCAGAACUUCGCGCUAAGCUUACGUCCAAGGACAGAGAUCUGGCGUACGCCACACGGUCUCUUCUUACUUAUAUUUCUCGCUCAAAAGACAAAACAAAGACGUCCCCUAUGGCGAGUGUGGAUAUGUCGAGCGGCAUUGCGCUCAGCUCAUGGUCGAAGAUCAAUGCUUAUGACCUUGACUUCAACUUGGGACUUGGCAAGCCCGAGGCAGUACGCCGACCGGGCUUUACUCCCGUGGAGGGUCUGUUGUACUUGAUGCCAAAAUCCCCGAAUGGGGAUUUAGCUGUUCAAGUCUGUCUUAGAGAUGAGGAUUGGGGGCGGUUAAGGAUAGACGAAGAGUUUAUGAAGUAUACAACGUAUCUUGGAUGA
Molecule: messenger RNA, 1503 nt
Organism: Penicillium atrosanguineum
Lineage: Eukaryota; Fungi; Ascomycota; Eurotiomycetes; Eurotiales; Aspergillaceae
Exons: 1
Coding region: 1-1503 (500 amino acids)
Source: RefSeq, a predicted model, not a curated record